GGAUAAUUCUAGGUGGCUUUGGUCGUCAUUGUUCCAUAAGAUCUAGAAGUGGCAUUGCUAUUGAAAGAAAUGGCAACCCCAGCAGAUGACAAAGCUUCAGACUUGACUGCCAAUGUUGAGUGUGAGAAUGAAGAUGUUGAUGAGAACCUCGGUGAAGGAGUUGAUGAACAAGGAGAGGAGGAAGGUGAUGAGGACCAUGGAGAAGAAAUGGAGGAUGAGGAAGGAGUAGAAAUGUUUAUGACAGAUAACUGGGAUGUUGUUGAUGAAGCUUCUGGAUCUGAACAUGAAGGAGAUGAUGGGGGAGAGAUUGACCACGACAUCAUGAUAGAUGACAGUGACAUGCCUACAGGUCCUAAGUAUGAUGCAGAUGAAGGUGACCUUGAGGAUGAGAUGGAAGCCAGUUAUGAUGAGGAAUUCCAUGAAGGAGAAGAAAAUCUGGAAGAGGAACCUGGAAAGACUGAAGAAGGCGAUCAGAUGGAGGAUUCAUCAACAAAACCAAAUAAUGGUACAGAGACUUCCAAAGACAAAGAGGAAACUGAUGUAACAGAAACAACAGAGGAAAAGACAAGUCAAAACCAAGCAGGGGGGAGGGAGGUAGACACUGAGGCGAAUGGUGUCACAGCUACAGAAAUUACAGGUGAUGAUAGUUCUGACAAAAAAGAAGUCGGUAACAAAGAGGAUGGUACUGAAGAAAAGGAUCAAAAGGAUAAGAUUGAGGGAGAAGAGAAAACAGUUGCAAAGAAAGUUGAGAAAAAAGAAACUGCUAAAUCGAAGGAUGCUGGAAAGAGUGUAAAAUCAAAACCUGAAGGAAAAGCUAAGGCUGAGACUGAAGCUAAAGCUAGAGCUGAAGCCAAAGCCAAAGCGGAGGAAAGGAGAAAGGCAGACUAUGAAGCCAUGACGAAGGAAUGGGAGAACUUGGCUGUCACCUUGAGGGAUGUAGAAGUGAGAAACUUCAAGUCUGAUGACUUUUUCCUGUGUCUCUGCAAAGCUAAGGAAAUCCAUAUUGAUUUUGAAGAUGACAGUGGGACGCGUACACUAGGAAAAAUGAAAGUUGCUUUCAACGCCUCCAGUCAAGCACGAUAUGAAAACCUCAUCAAAAGUCUGUCAAACCUUAGGCUCUUAGGAAUCAAAAUUGAUGAAUGCUCAGAACACUUACUAAAGAAAACAAAUGAUUACUGCAGAAGACUGGGAUUACAAGAGGGCCAUCCCAGGGACAGAUCUUUGUUCCUGAAGAAUUUACCUGAAGAUACAACAGACUUGUCACUGAAGGAAUACAUACCUAAUAUGGUCAGGGCUUGUGUAGCCCGCAAGCCAGGGGGCAAGGUUAUGGGUUGGGCUGUGGUAGAAAUGGAAUCUAAAUCAGACUGUCUUGCCUUUCUUCACAAAAACAAGUUCAUCAAGAUUGGCAAGCACCAAGUGCGGAUCAGCAGGAUCACAGACAUAGGUAAACCUGAGAUUCCUUCAACACCACGUGUGCAGCAGUGGCUAUGGGGCAAACUGUUCUACCUGUCAGACAAGAGAAGGGAGUACUGGAAUAGCAAACAGAAUAACCUUCAAGUGAGUCGGCCGUCCAUGGACAGACGGAAUACUGGCAGGUUCAGUCGUGGCAAUUUCCGCGACAACAAGUUCUUGAAUACUCGUGGCAGGAGGCAAAGCAAUAGGGGCACAGGCCUGAGGUCAAACAUGGGCCUAGGGAUGAGGUCAAAUAUGGGCAUUCCUGGGCUCAACGUAAGGGCUGCAAACAUGGGUGGUAUGGGUAUGGGCCCAUCCAACAUGGGGAAUAUGAUGGGAACUGGAAUGGGCGGAAAUAUGGGUGGUCUGAACAUGGGGUCAGGUAUGGGAAUGGGAAAUAUGGGUAUGACACCUGCAAUGGGAGCAAUGGGAACUGGAAUGAUGGGAAACAUGGGUGGUGGUGGCAUAGGAAUGGGCAUGGGAGGAAAUAACAUGGGAGGCCUUAACAUGAACCAAGGAAUGGGCCAGAUGGGAUCAAAUAUUCAAGGAAUGAGAAGUAAUGUCUCCUCAAUAUCAAGGUCAAGAAGUAGGGAUCGAAUUGACCGGAGUCUUUCCCCAGGUAGAGGUUAUGGAUCUGACAGGUCUUUUAGUGAUCAGCGUCAAAGGAGGAGUGCUGGGAGUACUAUGGAAACAGGUCGCUUCAGCAACAGGAGAGGUUCUCAAAGGGAUGGCACGAUGAGGCGUACCAGUGAUGUUCGACCAUCCAGCUCAUCUAGAGGGAAUAGGGGUAGUUUUACUACAGGAAGCAGUUAUUCACAAAGUGGGAGAGGAGGUAGCUAUGGAGGUGGACGGAACAGUAGAAGCAGCUUUGAUUCAGGCAGAGAUGAUGGUUAUGAUAGAAAUCGGAGGAGCAGUAGAGACAGUGGUGACUUUGGACGUAACUAUAGAGAUUACAACAAAGGUGGAAAUUUUAGUGAUAACAGCGACUACGAGGAUGACUUCAUGCGAGCAGAAUCUCACCACAGCAGGAAUGAUGACUUUGACCGGCCAUCAAGAUCUGCUGACAGGAUGGGACAGGACUUAGCACCUAGGAGAAUGCAACAGGUCAGCAAGAGGAGGGAGAGAAGUCCAAUAUGGGAUGACAGAGAUUACUCACCCAGCAUGGAACGAGAUGAUGAUCUCAGAGGAAGAGGGGUGAAGAAGACAGCUUCUCGUCGGGAUCUUUCUGAAAAGCUUGGAGUAGUCCUCUCAAAUGAAAGACAAGGUGUCCAGGAUGACCGUGCCAUGGUUGCUCUCCUACAGACAGCUCUGGAUGCCAUGCAGAAGAAAGAAGGGAGCAAGUCACCUGCCCGUGGCUCUGCAAGCAGCUCCCUUGGGCACCCCGGCACAUCCCUGUCAAUGCGGAGACCCAAUCCUGUAGCCCUAAAAAGAAGAAAGCCUUAUGAUGAGGAUCAUACCCAGAUGCAAAAACGACCAAGAGCAGAAUUUUCUUCAAGUCGGGGAGGAGGAUCUUCGAUGAGCCACAACUCUACAAUGGGAAGUGGGGGCUACUCUGGGGGACAGGGAUCAUAUCGGACCCAAAUACAGAACCAGUACUCCAAACCAGGCUUAGGGGCAUCCCGUGGAGGAAUGAAUAGAGGUGGUAGAGGGAGCAUGCGUGGAGGAAGUAUGAGAGGAACACAAAGAGGAACAAUCAGAGCAACAGGUCGUGGAGGAACAGGUCGUGGAGCUGGCAGAGGGGGAUACAGUCAAGGAGGAAAUCGGCAACAGAUGGGUGGCGGUGGAAAUCAAGGAAUGAACAGGAAUUAUGAGGACUAUUAAUUUGGGAACCAAUCAUAUCAUCGAUACAGUUAUUGUUGCCAUGGAAGUAUAAAGACUGUUGAAGGAACAUUUUCUAUCGAUUGUCAUUACAGUCAUGACCAUUGUGUAAUUAAGCAGUAUUUUCACAUUUUGUUCAGUAUUUGUGCCAUGUUAGUGUUUACACAGAUUAAAGAAUGUUCAGCAAUGUAAAGCUAAUUUUAUAUCAAAAAUGAAAUAAGAUCAUCCAAGAUGACAAAUUAAGGCUACAGUAGGUGUUAUGUGUGUUCAUUGUCAGUGUUUACUGUUUGUAAAUCAUGUACAUAUUUGUUUACAGUAUCAGAAUUAUUGAAAUAUAAAUUUGGUCAUUUCUAGAAAGAUACAAUCAACUUUUUCGGAAAGAUGUUACAGACUUUCAAACUAAAAUCAUGAUAAUGUUGCCAUUUAAAUUAUUAUUGUUACCUGUGUAAUGAGUCAUCCUCUUCCAUAUUACCUGUAUAAUGAGAUAUCCUUGUUCAUAUUACCUGUGUAAUGAGUCAUCCUCUUUCAUAUUACCUGUGUAAUGAGACAUCCUCUUUCAUAUUACCUGUAUAAUGAGUCAUCCUCUUUCGUAUUACCUGUGUAACGAGUCAUCCUCUUUCUUAUUGCCUGUGUAAUGAGUCAUCCUCUUUCGUAUUACCUGUAUAAUGAGUCAUCCUCUUUCAUAUUACCUGUGUAAUGAGUCAUCCUCUUUCAUAUUACUUGUGUAAUGAGUCAUCCUCUUUCGUAUUACCUGUGUUAUGAGUCAUCCUCUUUCGUAUUACCUGUGUAAUGAGUCAUCCUCUUUCGUAUUACCUGUGUAAUGAGUCAUCCUCCUUUGAAUUGCCUGUGUAACGAGUCAUCCUCUUUCGUAUUGCCUGUGUAACGAGUCAUCCUCUUUCGUAUUACCUGUGUAAUGAGUCAUCCUCUUUCGUAUUACCUGUAUAACGAGUCAAUCUAUUCCAUAUUACCUGUGUAAUGAGUCAUCCUCUUUCAUAUUACCUGUAUAAUGAGUUAUGUUAGAUAGGGUUGGUAUGUCAUACUUUAUUAUUAACACUUCAGUUUGACAGAUAUAAAACAUUGUAUUGUGUAUGUUAUAAUUAAUGAGCGGGAAAAUUUAUCAUGUUUAUUGAUUAUGUUAAUUUUGUUGCCAAUACAUAAUAUUUCUACAAUCA
This is a messenger RNA of Ylistrum balloti, 4442 nucleotides long. RefSeq lists its product as uncharacterized. The transcript has 16 exons. The record is from RefSeq and is a predicted model, not a curated record. Bases 70 to 3273 code for a protein of 1067 amino acids. NCBI's taxonomy places the organism in Eukaryota, Metazoa, Mollusca, Bivalvia, Pectinida, Pectinidae. Gene Ontology annotation, molecular function: RNA binding.